Molecule: messenger RNA, 2271 nt
Organism: Exophiala xenobiotica
Lineage: Eukaryota; Fungi; Ascomycota; Eurotiomycetes; Chaetothyriales; Herpotrichiellaceae
Product: leukotriene A-4 hydrolase/aminopeptidase
Exons: 1
Coding region: 132-2138 (668 amino acids)
Biological process (GO): proteolysis
Cellular component (GO): cytosol
Molecular function (GO): metallopeptidase activity; epoxide hydrolase activity; aminopeptidase activity
Source: RefSeq, a predicted model, not a curated record
CAUCAGUACGCUCUCAUUAGAUGUCUGCCAUUCAAUCAUUUUGCCAUCGGUCGUGUACCAGUUGUCGAUAGAAGCAAUUCAUCCUCCAGCCUAUCUCAAGGGAGAAAUACCGCAGGUCGCUCUGCAGCUGCAUGUCCGGAAGCCAGGCCUGGCAGUUUGUUUCCGGCACAGGGACAGUGUUGAUUGCAGCGUCGAGGUCAUUCCUCGCACUUGGACAAAGACCUCGACCAUCUCCUGUCACAAGGCUUUUCCUUAACCAUAAACGCACCAUGGCCACGACCAUCAACACCCCUCGUGAUCCAAACACUCUUUCAAACUACAACAACUGGCGAACGAUUCACACGUCGACGACAUUAGACAUCUUGUUCGAUGAACAGAAGCUCAAAGGCAUUGUAGCCCACGAUCUGCAAUCUAUCACUGACGGCGAGAGUGACGAGAUCAUCCUUGAUUCCAGUCAUGUGCUCAUCCGCAGUGUCAUGGCCGAAGGCAAAGCCGCAAAAUGGGAGACCACAAAGCGACUUGAACCUUAUGGCAAUGCACUGAAGAUCAAGCUUGACCGCAAACCGAAACUGGACGAGAGAAUCGACAUCCAAAUCGACCUAGAAACGACAGAAUCAUGCACGGCUCUGCAAUGGCUGGCCCCCGCUCAGACCUCCAACAAGAAACACCCGUACAUGUUCUCUCAGUGUCAAGCCAUUCAUGCCCGAUCAAUCUUCCCCUGCCAGGACACCCCGGAUGUCAAAGCGACAUUCGACUUCAACAUCAAAUCACCUCUCCCAGUCAUUGCAUCUGGGAUCGGUGGCAAAGACAACCCGACCUCUCCGGCUGCAGAUGGCACCCACCAGCUGUACAAGUUUCACCAACGUGUACCCAUCCCAUCCUACCUUUUUGCCAUCGCCAGCGGCGACAUUGUCACGGCCUCGAUCGGCCCACGCAGCAUCGUGGCCACAGGUCCCGACGAGCUCAAAGACUGCACAUGGGAGCUGGAAGAGUCGACCGAGAAAUUCCUCAAGGCGGCUGAAUCCCUCGUCUACCCCUACGCCUGGGGCGAGUAUAAUGUCCUGGUCCUGCCACCAUCGUUCCCAUACGGUGGCAUGGAAAAUCCCAUCUAUACCUUUGCCACGCCGACCAUCAUCUCGGGUGAUCGUGAGAACGUCGACGUGAUCGCACACGAGCUUUCACACUCCUGGUCCGGCAACCUCGUCUCCAACGCAUCCUGGGAACACUUUUGGCUCAACGAAGGCUGGACCACAUACCUUGAACGACGUAUUCAAGCCAUCGUGCACGGCGGCGACCAGUGGCGCGACUUCUCCGCGAUCAUCGGCUGGCAAGCCCUGACCGACUCGAUCAAGAACUUUGGCGAGGAGCACGAAUUCACCAAGCUCGUCAUCGACCUGAAGGGCAAAGACCCCGACGAUGCGUUCUCCAGUAUUCCCUACGAAAAGGGCUUCAAUUUUUUGUACUACAUCGAGAAACUCAUCACGAAAGAGCAGUUCGACACCUUCAUCCCGCACUACUUCGAGACCUGGCGCGGCAAGUCUCUGGACAGCUACGACUUCAAAACGACGCUCUUGGACUUUUUCAAAUCCAACGACAAGGUGUCUGCCAAACUGGCCGAGAUCGAUUGGGACACGUGGUUCUACAAGCCGGGCUUGCCGCCAAAACCGGACUUCGACACCAGUCUGGUCGACGUCGCGUACCGCCUGGCGGACCAGUGGGAGAAGUUCACGACCCAUCCAAACCCCGAUUUUGGCCCGAACAAGGUGGACAUCGACGGCUGGACGGCGAACCAGGUUGUCGUGUUCCUCGAGCGGGUCAUGGCAUUCAAGACGGCCUUGCCUGUCCCGCACGCGAACUACAUGGGAUACAUAUACAACCUGAAGGAGACGCGCAAUGUCGAGAUCUCGGCGCGGUACUACCAGAUCGCCAUGGCCAGCGGCGAUCAGUCGAUCAAGGACUUUGUGGUCAAGCUGCUUGGCCAGGUCGGUCGGAUGAAGUUUGUCCGGCCCCUGUUCCGGGGCCUGAUCAAGUUGGACUAUGAACGGGCCGUGGAGACGUUUGAGAAGAACAAGGACUUUUAUCAUCCGAUCUGUCGCGCGAUGGUGGCCAAGGAUCUAUUGGGGAGUAAGCAGGGGUAAGAAGGAUUAGAAAUGUGAAGCCAAGCGAUGAAUAGGCUCUCCACGGCUCUCAUGCUUUGCCCAGGUCUGAGGUCUUUCCUCUGCUGCUCGUACCAGUCAACAUUAACUGUUUGAAACCAUUUACUCUUAUCGC